CCUCUUACUACAUAACGUCCAUGCUACAUAACUCCCUCUUUAUGAAACAAACAUUGGACUUUGCUCACGUACUACACUGCCUUUAACUGAACACUUUUAAACACAAACUGAGUCACAAUUGUGUUAAGAAAUUAUGUCGUUUUACAGGAACGCCGUGUGGUUUGUGAAAGGGCUCCAGGAGUACACAAAGAGUGGCUAUGAAGCUGCAGCGAAGCAUUUUGUUGCUGCAGACCUGGAUGUGAACCUGAGUGGGAGGUCCUUCAUGAUCACAGGAGCUAACAGUGGGAUCGGUAAAGCCACGGCGCAGGAAAUAGCCAGCAGAGGAGGAACAAUUCACAUGGUUUGUCGAAACGAGGGGCGAGCAGAAGCAGCCAAAGAGGAAAUUGUGGAACGGAGUAAAAAUCAGAACGUUCACGUCCACAUUGUCGACAUGUCCAGCGCCAGAGAGGUCUGGGAGUUCGCCCAGAACUUCUCCCAGAGCAACACGGUGCAUGUUCUGAUCAACAACGCCGGCUGUAUGGUGAACCAGAGAGAGUUAACUGAGGAGGGUUUGGAGAAGAACUUCGCCACAAAUACACUGGGUACCUACAUCCUCACCACGGCGUUGAUACCUGCACUCAAGAAGGUGGAAGACCCGAGAGUGGUCACGGUGUCGUCGGGCGGGAUGCUCACACAGAAGCUGAACGUGGACGACCUGCAGUUUGAGAAGGGGACGUUUGACGGUACCACUGUCUAUGCCCAGAACAAGAGACAGCAGGUGAUCCUGACAGACAGAUGGGCGUCCCAGCACAAAGAGAUCCACUUCUCCUGCAUGCACCCCGGCUGGGCCGACACUCCAGCUGUCCAGACGUCCAUGCCUUCGUUCCACGCUAAGAUGCAGAACAAACUGCGGACGGAGGCGAUGGGAGGGGACACGGCCGUGUGGCUCUCUGUGUCUGCGGCCGCCAUCAAGCAGCCGAGCGGACUGUUCUUCCAGGAUCGUAAAGCGGUGGCAACGCACCUCCCUCUGGCCUCCUCCCGCUCAUCCCCUCAGGACGAGGAGAAGCUGCAGGCGGCGCUGGACGAGUUCGCCCUCAAGUUCAAACCUUAAUAUCUCUGUAAACGCACUUAUUAAACCAAGCACUCCUUAAUAAUUACCAAUGUUUACAUAAUUGUUAUUUUGCAAUGUACAGGAUGUUUAUUUGAUACAUUUGUUAAAGCUGCUUGAAGAACAAAACACACUCAAGUCAAGUUGUUUUUUGGAAGGAAGAGUGUUGUUGUUGGGAGAUGAAUCUACUGAAUCAAACCUGAAGGAAAAUAUAGAUCUUUAAAUACACUAAAUAUAAAACCUUUGAUACUGCAUUCAUCGAGUCUACUGGGAGAUAUUUAUCAGCCUACACAUACAUGUAUUAAUGCAAAAUUGUUAUUUGUAAAUUAAAUAUAUUUAUACGGUUU
Trematomus bernacchii (emerald rockcod) is the source of this 1434-nucleotide messenger RNA. RefSeq names its product dehydrogenase/reductase (SDR family) member 12 (gene dhrs12). The transcript has 10 exons. The coding region runs from base 134 to 1090 and encodes 318 amino acids. The record is from RefSeq and is a predicted model, not a curated record. NCBI's taxonomy places the organism in Eukaryota, Metazoa, Chordata, Actinopteri, Perciformes, Nototheniidae.